Molecule: messenger RNA, 1074 nt
Organism: Alnus glutinosa
Lineage: Eukaryota; Viridiplantae; Streptophyta; Magnoliopsida; Fagales; Betulaceae
Product: probable calcium-binding protein CML23
Exons: 2
Coding region: 163-633 (156 amino acids)
Molecular function (GO): calcium ion binding
Source: RefSeq, a predicted model, not a curated record
AUUUCUCAAGUAUAAUUAUGUAGCUCCAAUUCUCCAAACGCGUCCUUUAAAACCGCGUGGACUUUUCAUAUAUAAAUCCCCCACCCCACGCCGAUCCAGAAACUUUUCUUUUCUGCUGAACCGAAGAAAACCCUAUAAUCUCUUUCUCUGUUUGCGACGACAAUGGCUUCGAGAAACUCCAACGGUACUUCUCUGGGCUCCACGGACGAGGUCAAGAAGAUCUUCAACAAGUUCGACAAGAACGGCGACGGGAAGAUCUCGUGCAAUGAGCUCAAGGACAUUCUCCAUGCGCUCGGCUCGAGGACCUCGUCCGACGAGGUCCAGCGCAUAAUGUCCGAGAUCGACAAGGACGGCGACGGAGUCAUCAGCCUCGACGAGUUCACCGACUUCCACCUCGCCGGAUCGUCAUCGGACGAUUCGCUUAGUUAUACCAGGGAGCUCCGCGACGCGUUCGACUUGUACGACCUCGACAAGAACGGGCUGAUCUCAGCCAGUGAGCUCCACGCGGUGCUCAAGCGGCUGGGCGAGAAGUGCACGCUCGUGGACUGUAGCAAGAUGAUCAGUGCCGUUGACGUCGACGGCGAUGCUCACGUGAAUUUCGAGGAAUUCAAGAACAUGAUGAAACGUGGUUAGGUCUCGGAACCAAAGCAGUGCACAGAAGAUCACCGGCAGUGUGUGGAUUGCAUUGGGCAGCAUCGUUGUAGAGGAUCUGGAAUAUGGAAUGGUGUUUUGAUGCUAUUUUGAAAAGCAGGAGGAGUCUAGAUAACAUUAAGAACCACCGUUAUUUUCUGUAAUUCUGAAUCAAUGCACUCCAACCUAUCCCCGUGAAGAUUCAAGAACCUCCAGAUCUAGAAGUUCUAGAUCUAGAGGUUCUUGCCUUCUCUCAUUUUCUCUCCCCUUUUCUCUAUUGUCCACCAAAUGUUGAAACAAGACAAAGAUAUAGUAGAACAUGAUAAGUCUUCCUUACUUUUGGGUAGACGUUUGUGGGCAAAGAGAUAGAGAGUAAAAACAUAUAUGAAGGCACAAGUUUCUUUGCAAAUUGCAAGAUUCAAGAACUUCCAGGCAUUUUCUCUC